AUGCAGAUGGGCGAAAAGGUUAGCGUGGAUCUUACCGCACCGCAUAUGGCCCAACUCCGCCCAGGUGUGCGCACCUCGGCCCUCAGUGCGACAGACCGUGUGUCCCGCAUCUCUCGCGUAUCCUUCGCUCCAGACACUCGUCCGUCGUCCGAGUAUCGGCGCACCCGCGCCUUCCAUACAGGCCAUGUCCCGCCCCUUCCUGAGGCUCAUACUCGAGAUGCUGGAGAGAUGUCUCCCACGCAGACCGAUGGCCCACUCAGCCUCUCCGCCGAUGACAUUCGUUUGCGCAUGGCUGGACAAGAGACAGCGCCGCGGGCGAGCGUUGAUGCAGUUUUUCCUGCCUUGUCUAUGAUGCGCACAGGCAAUGACCAUGCCGCUGAGAACGAUGACUUCUUAAUCCCAGCCAGUCUCAGACCUGACGCUCCCGUGCCCCCCUUGUCCGUGCACCAGCAGGCUCUCCAAUCUCCUAUCAUUGGAGCUAUGCCAAUGCCGCCGGGGCCUCCGACCGCUUCCACCCCCGACGACAUGCUCCGCGCUUACGCUCAUCGCUCUCUGCGCUCGCCCCCACCCACCUAUGCCACGCAUCCGACACCCGCACCCAGCUACAACGGUAGUGGGAUGCGCACGCUCUACACUCCUGCGAGCGCGAGUCCUAUCACUGCUACGUCGCCGCUCGCGCCGGAUUCGUCCGCGCUGCUGAUUUCGCCCUCGUCGCCGGGCUCCGUGUACCCCAACACGCCCCAGGUCUCUGAGGACGCGCAGCAUGAGAGCUUUUCGCCCACAGAAAUCAGCAAGGAAAGUGCCUACCGCGGCUUCGCUGAGUAG
Molecule: messenger RNA, 825 nt
Organism: Fibroporia radiculosa
Lineage: Eukaryota; Fungi; Basidiomycota; Agaricomycetes; Polyporales; Fibroporiaceae
Exons: 2
Coding region: 1-825 (274 amino acids)
Source: RefSeq, a predicted model, not a curated record